GUUUAGACUCUCCAGAUGGCGAACACGGCAGCAGAGCUGGCCCGGAGGAAGGCCCGGGAGGAGGAUGGCGCCGGUUGCCGGGACAACGCCGUCCCCUUCAACCAGCAGAGCUUUGAGCAGCUGAAGAGCGAGUGUCUGCAGACCGGCUCGCUGUUCUGUGACCCGACCUUCCCCGCAGGAUGGGACUCGCUGGGAUACGACGAGCUGGGACGCUACUCCUCCAAAACCAAAGGUGUGGAGUGGAAACGCCCCACGGAGCUGUGUUCUAAUCCUCAGUUUAUUGUCGACGGAGCGAAAAGAACGGACAUCUGUCAGGGAGAACUGGGCGACUGCUGGCUGCUGGCGGCGCUCGCCUCUCUGACUUUGGACACUCAGAUUGUGAAUAGAGUGGUUCCUCUCAAACAGAGCUUCAGCUCGCAGUACGCCGGCAUCUUCCACUUCCAGCUGUGGCAGUACGGGGAGUGGGUGGACGUUGUCGUGGACGACCGGCUGCCAACCAGAGACGGGAAGCUGCUGUUUGUCCACUCGGCGGAGAGGAGGGAGUUCUGGAGCGCUCUGCUGGAGAAAGCCUACGCCAAGGUGAACGGCUCGUACGAGGCUCUGACCGGAGGUUGGAGCAUCGAGGGUUUCGAGGAUUUCACCGGAGGAAUCGCAUUGAGCUAUGACUUGAUGAAAGCUCCGCCCUCCCUGUUCAACAUCAUGAGGAAGGCGUUGAUGCGCGGCUCGCUGCUCGGCUGUGACAUCUCCAGGUCACAUAAGACGGAGGCCAUCACCGGUCUGGUGAAAGGACACGCCUACUCCAUCACUGCAGCAGAGAAGGUUCAUCACUUUGGUUCUGUGGUGCAGCUGCUGAGAAUCAGAAACCCCUGGGGACAUUUGCAUUGGACCGGAGCCUGGAGCAUCAAUUCGAAGGAAUGGGAUGGAGUUAAGCCAAAGGGGAAGAGGAUGCUGGAUCACGUAGCUGACGAUGGAGAGUUCUGGAUGUCCUACUCUGACUUUCUGGACCAGUUUUCCCACCUGGACAUCUGUAACCUGACCCCCGACACGCUGACCAAGAAGACCAUCAAGCGCUGGAGCUACGCCGCGUUUGAGGGCGCGUGGAGGGUCGGCUCCACCGCCGGUGGUUGCAGGAAAUAUCCUGCUACCUUCUGCUCCAACCCGCAGUUCUUCAUCCGUCUGGAGGACAUAGAUGACGAUCCGCACGAUGGCGAGGACGGCUGCACCGUCCUGAUUGGUCUGAUGCAGAAAGACGCUCGCAGGGAGAGACGAGACCUCACCAUCGGGUUCUCCAUCUACCAGGUUCCUGAUGAGUAUAAAGGUGGCAGUGGUGUGCGUCUGGGCCCGGACGUCCUGCUGCAGGCGCAGCCGGUGGCUCUCACUGAGAACACCAACUUGAGGGAAGUGAGCAAGCGCUUCAAGCUGCCGCCCGGAGAGUACGCCAUCAUCCCCUCAACCUUCGAACCGCACCGCGCAGGAAGCUUCAUUCUGCGGGUGUUCACCGAGAAACACGCCCACUCCAGAUACCAGUGA
Molecule: messenger RNA, 1530 nt
Organism: Sander lucioperca (pikeperch)
Lineage: Eukaryota; Metazoa; Chordata; Actinopteri; Perciformes; Percidae
Product: calpain-2 catalytic subunit-like
Exons: 13
Coding region: 16-1530 (504 amino acids)
Biological process (GO): proteolysis
Cellular component (GO): cytoplasm
Molecular function (GO): calcium-dependent cysteine-type endopeptidase activity
Source: RefSeq, a predicted model, not a curated record